GGACAGACGGAGGGACGAGAGACCCUGAGACAGACAGACAGACAGAGAGAGAGAGACGAGCAGGAGGCUUUAACAUCUGUCAUCUGGGCCUGUGUGUGAGUGUGAGUGUGUGUGAGAGUGUGUGUGUGAGUGUGAGAUAAGCUGAUUGGAACACACAUGUUGGAGGGCGGAGCCAUGAUGGGCAAGGAUUACAUGUUGGCCAUCAUCAUAGUCAACUAUGACGACAACAUCUGGACUGACCAGAACCUGCUGCUGGACCCAGACCUCCCCUCCGGCUGGAGAACCAUCAAAGACUCAACAGGAACCUACUACUGGCAUGUUCCCACUGGCACCACCCAGUGGCAACACCCCCGCCUCACUGGGAUGCCCCAGCCUGUCGACACACAGCAGGAGGAAGCUGGACAGCAGAGUUCCAACAGACAGACAGACGGCCCACCUGAGGACAGGUCGUCAUGGCAUGAAGAUUAUCUCUCCAGCCACGACCCUGACUCCAAGUGUUUUGCGGUGCGUUCACUGGGCUGGUUGCAGGUGGAGGAGGAGGACCUGUCUCCAGGUCGCAGCAGUCUCGCUGUCAGUAACGUCAUCCAGCAGCUGUCUCACUGCAGCAGCCCCGAGCAGAGAGACAGGCUGGGAGCCUCGGGGGAGGGUCGGGAGAUGAUGCUGGUUCUGAAGAAAGACACUCUGAGCUUGUUGGACCCAUUAGACCACACCCCCCUCCACUGUCAACCAAUCAUCAACAUCCGUGUCUGGGGGGUGGGCUGCAACAACGGCAGGGACUUUGCCUUCGUGGCGGGAGAUAAGGACAGCUGUGUGCUGAAGUGUCACGUGUUUCGCUGCGACGCUCCAGCCAAAGCCAUCGCCAGCGCUCUACAUGAGAUGUGCUCCAAGAUGAUGUCAGAGAAGACGCUGAUGAGGCCGUCUCGCUCUCUGACCAUGGAGAGCAUCUCACCUGAAGACUUGCCCAGACAAGUUGAGUUUCUGGAGGCUGUUCGGCAGCAGGUCCAGAAGUUCGAGGUCCAGUACAUUGGUAACCUGCCGGUGUCCAGAGCCAUGGGUAUGGAGGUGUUGAACCGAGCCAUUGAGAGCAUCAUGAACUCCACAGACAGAGACGACUGGGAGCCGACGGUGAUCCACGUCACUGACAACGUCCUGUCUCUGUGGAAGGGAGAGGAAGGGGAGGAGCCGUUCUGGGAGUGUCAGGUACGAUUCCUCACCUUUCUGGGCGUCGGCCACGACUGCCACACCUUCGCCGUGAUCGUCGAUGGCGGCACGCAGAGAUUUGAGUGUCAUGUGUUCUGGUGUGAACCAGACGCAGGAAUCCUCUCUGAGGCCGUCCAGGCUGCAUGUAUGGUUCAGUAUCAGAAGUGUCUGGUGGCUCAGACUCCUCCUCCGAGGUCCAAGUCGUGGCGUGCGAACCCGUCAAAGGUCAAACGGGCCAACUCCAUGGACGGCGCAGCUUUUCCUCCUCUUACGUCCCGUUACCAUGGCGGCAGUGGCUCCACCAUGCUGACGCCAAGGAUAACGAAGGGCAACAGCAGAAGCGUGAGGAAGGGGAUGAUGGCGUUCUUCGAAACCUUUCGCAACAAACAGACUGCCACCUCCUAAUGACGGGGGCGGGGCCAUCAGAGCUAUACGUCAGCAGAGGUGGGACUCCAGGUGGCCUCCAGUCCUCCAGGACUGAAACACACAAAGACCAUGACAGCGAGGACACGGUCCAGACCCA
This is a messenger RNA of Seriola dumerili (greater amberjack), 1723 nucleotides long. It is a transcript of the gene apbb3, whose product is annotated as amyloid beta precursor protein binding family B member 3. The coding region runs from base 157 to 1605 and encodes 482 amino acids. Gene Ontology annotation, biological process: regulation of DNA-templated transcription. The record is from RefSeq and is a predicted model, not a curated record. NCBI's taxonomy places the organism in Eukaryota, Metazoa, Chordata, Actinopteri, Carangiformes, Carangidae. Gene Ontology annotation, cellular component: nucleus; cytoplasm. Gene Ontology annotation, molecular function: amyloid-beta binding; transcription factor binding. The transcript is spliced from 12 exons.